CGGCGCGGCGGCCAUGGCGGCGGUGCUGGCGCGGGGCCUGGCGCGCGGCUGGGCGGCGCGGGCGCGCGUGGGGCAGCGGUGCGCGGCGGCCGGCGGCCAGGACGGGGAGGUGGGCAAGGCGCAGCGGGCGGCGGCGGCCGGCGAGGGGGCGGGGGGGCAGCCCACCAUUUUCAGCAAGAUCAUCGACCGCAGCGUGCCCGCCACCAUCCUCUAUGAAGACGACAAGUGCCUGGUCUUCCGCGACGUGGCGCCCCAAGCCCCCGUCCACUUCCUGGUGAUCCCCAAGCGCCCCAUCCCUCGGAUUAGCCGCGUGGGUCCCCAGGACACCGAGCUCCUGGGACACUUGCUGGUGGUGGCAGCACGUACGGCGCAGGCAGAGGGGCUGGCCGACGGCUACCGCUUGGUGAUCAACGACGGGAAGCAUGGCGCCCAGUCCGUCUACCACCUGCACCUCCAUGUGCUGGGGGGGCGGCAGAUGGGCUGGCCCCCCGGCUGAGCACCCCCUGCCCAUUGCCCCCCAAUAAAGCAUCUCCUUGGUG
Messenger RNA from Chroicocephalus ridibundus (black-headed gull), 539 nucleotides. It is a transcript of the gene HINT2, whose product is annotated as histidine triad nucleotide binding protein 2. The transcript is spliced from 5 exons. Gene Ontology annotation, cellular component: mitochondrion; cytoplasm. The record is from RefSeq and is a predicted model, not a curated record. Bases 14 to 496 code for a protein of 160 amino acids. Gene Ontology annotation, molecular function: hydrolase activity. NCBI's taxonomy places the organism in Eukaryota, Metazoa, Chordata, Aves, Charadriiformes, Laridae.